Molecule: messenger RNA, 630 nt
Organism: Toxoplasma gondii ME49
Lineage: Eukaryota; Apicomplexa; Conoidasida; Eucoccidiorida; Sarcocystidae
Exons: 2
Coding region: 1-630 (209 amino acids)
Source: RefSeq, a predicted model, not a curated record
AUGAAGCGACGGAAGCGGCAGGAGGAAAACAGAGAAAACCACCGGCGAGAGAGCGAGAGCGAGAGUCUCGACGACGACGUCGAGGAGGCAGAGACAGUGCGCAUGCGUGUCAGUGAAUCGGCCUGGUCGCAGGACCGCGACCGACUCCUCGUUAGACAGGUGGAGCUUCUGAGACGCCUGGCGGGGGGCGAAGCAAAGCUCAGAUUUCCGCGGACCGGUGCCAUCGAGGAAGCCGAGCUCGGGGAGGAACGCGAGAAGCGGCGCAAGAAGAAGAAGAAGCGACUCGAGGGAUACAAAGAGAAGGGCCGAGAGGACGCCUCCUACCGCCUGUCGCCUGAGGUGGAGGCGCUGAUGCAGAGCACCGAGGCGUCGCUCCGCGACGAGGUUGCUGACAUCAAGGAGAAGGCAGAAGCGGAGACUGAGAGAAAAGCCGAGAAAGAGAGACUUAUGUGGGAAGUGAAGAAGGCGCGGGAGCAGGCCUCUCGCGAAAUGCGCAAGCAAAUGGAAGAAAUGAGGAAGCAGAUGGAGAAGGAGAAACGCGAGCUGAGCGAGAGCGACGCUUCCAAGAAGAAGAAGAAGAACGAGAGCAACGACGGCAACAGCGAAUUCGAGAAGAAGACGAGGAGCUAA